GCUCCUCUGAGGCACGGCGGCGCGCGGCGAAAAGUUGGCGCGUGCGCGCGCGCCGGCGCCCUGCUGUAACCACGGGCUGCCGGGCGGGCGGCGGGGCGCGAGGGGCCGCGCGCCUCGAGGGAGGGGCCGAGGGGCGGAGGCGAGCGCUGGCCCAGCGUCGCGCGUCGGGCGGCGCGGGUGAAAAGGGAGGAGAGCGCCGCAGGGCAGCGCCCCGUCGUCGGGCGCGGCUCGAAGGCGCAGCACAGGCUUCACGAGCCCGGGGGCCUCCGCGCAGGCGGUGUCUGUACAGCGCGGCGCGCCUGCCGCGGCCCGCGCACAGCCGGGCGGCGGCUCGAAAAGGCAAGGGGGCGGCUUCCAGGGGCGGCGGCGCGUGGCGAAGAGCCCGGGGGAAGAGCAGGACAUGUGCAUCCAAAGACGCCGAAGGUCCAUGCCCGCGGCGAGGCUCCCGGGUGAAUGCGCAGGCCGAGGGGGCG
Messenger RNA from Prorocentrum cordatum, 473 nucleotides. NCBI's taxonomy places the organism in Eukaryota, Dinophyceae, Prorocentrales, Prorocentraceae. The record is from the annotation of a GenBank genome assembly.